Molecule: messenger RNA, 768 nt
Organism: Dacryopinax primogenitus
Lineage: Eukaryota; Fungi; Basidiomycota; Dacrymycetes; Dacrymycetales; Dacrymycetaceae
Exons: 5
Coding region: 1-768 (255 amino acids)
Source: RefSeq, a predicted model, not a curated record
AUGGGAAUCUAUGAUGCGCUUGUCCUUGCCGACUCUCCGCUCUUCACCUACUACCCGCCUCCUGGGCUCGACCCCUCAUCGUCCUGGGUAACGGUCUACCCAAACGCCACCCUGCCGGUCUUUUACUACAGCACGGAGACUCCUGUCGCUUCAGUCCAGUUCGAUUUCUAUGGCAACGAGGUAGGGCUCAUCGCACCUGGCGAACCUGGGUGCGGAUAUACGAUCUCGAUCAAUGGCGUGUUCCAGAAUCAUACCUUCCACCAGUCGUUCGACCUUCCCGUGGGGCAGUAUCAUGUGGAGCUCGAUGUCGCUUGUCAACCAGGACAGUCUAUGGCAUUCGAAGGUGUUAUACUGUCUGAGACCCAGGGGCCUAAUGACCUCAUCGAUGACACUGUAACGCUUACCAAGAAUGAUAUUCGCACUACUGGGCUGUGGGAAGAGAAGGUGGUCUACUCGCCAUACUACCUUGCGAACUUCACUCAAUUUCAGACCUAUUUACCUGGGUCUACCCUUUCUUACACCUUCAAAGGUGUCCAAACCCAGAUUAUCGGCACUGUUGGGCCACAGAGCGGCAGUUUACAGGUCACAAUCGACGGCCAACCUUCUAAGAUAUUGUCGACCUACCGGCCAGGAUACGACGAUACGGUGGUGCUAUAUCUCAAGCAGUUCCUAGAUAACUACGAGGAGCACACGGUGGAAGUGACGAACCUUGGUCAGAACCUUACGAUACUGCAGAUGAACUACGAUGUCCUGGCACCCGAGACCUAA